CAAGACGAUGACUCUACCACAAAUCCCUUUUCAUUGAAGCCACUUUUUAGCUUCAAGAAUCUGUUGAUACUAGAACUCAACAUGAGCGGAGCUAUCCUCCCAGAACUGGAUAACGACAGCUUGCGACAACUCGCUGUUUCGUGGCCGCGGUUGCGGGUUCUCAUCCUGCAUCAGAACGCAGGAGCGUAUCGUGUCCCACAAGUAGAUCUCACAGGGCUUGUUAUACUCCUGGAACAUUGCCCCGAACUACAUCAGCUCGUCCUUUCCGUGAAUGCAAUUAUCGACACCAAGGCGCCUCCCACGCCUCCGAUAAGCAACAGCAGCAAUAAGCUCAUUACCUCCAUCAAUUUUUCCAAUUCGCCGAUUACAAAAACAGCUGAAGUUGCGGCGUUUCUGUCUGCUAUCGUGCCCAACCUCCGAGAAAUGUCAUCUUGGACAGGAGAGGUGAUGUGCACUGCUGGGAGCGUUCAAGAGUAUCGAAAACGGUGGGACGAUGUAGCAGAGUUGGUCCCUGUAUUUGCAGAGGUGCGAAGGCAGGAAAGG
Molecule: messenger RNA, 543 nt
Organism: Suillus fuscotomentosus
Lineage: Eukaryota; Fungi; Basidiomycota; Agaricomycetes; Boletales; Suillaceae
Exons: 1
Source: RefSeq, a predicted model, not a curated record